Synchytrium microbalum is the source of this 690-nucleotide messenger RNA. RefSeq lists its product as uncharacterized. The record is from RefSeq and is a predicted model, not a curated record. Lineage: Eukaryota; Fungi; Chytridiomycota; Chytridiomycetes; Synchytriales; Synchytriaceae. Gene Ontology annotation, cellular component: Golgi apparatus; late endosome membrane; SNARE complex. Gene Ontology annotation, biological process: vesicle fusion. Gene Ontology annotation, molecular function: SNARE binding; SNAP receptor activity. The coding region runs from base 1 to 690 and encodes 229 amino acids. The transcript is spliced from 7 exons.
AUGUCUGAUAUCGAAGAGUUCGCGGAGGAAAUCGAUUACCUCCUAGACGCUAUAUCAAAGGCUUUGACAACCGAAGUCUCGAAAUUACGCGGUGUAGAGCGACUGGACAAAUGCUCCAAUCUUAAGAAUCGAUUGACCAGAGCACGUCAAGCCCACCGCUCGAUUCUUAUUGAGAUUCGAGACCUGCCUGCCGAAUCAGCAGCGAAAUGGAAUGAGAGGGCUACUGAAUACGGGACAAAAAUGACGAAACUGCAGCAGGAUAUCGAUUGGGCCGAAAAGGCGACUGAUUCAGAGUCGAUUCCUAAACCGAAAAAUGUGGAUCAAAUGACUGCGAAGGAAGUUACGACCCAGGCUCUUGCAACACAAGAAGAGUCGCUUGCUGCUACAAGCCGUACCAAGGCUAUUGUUGAGCAGACUAUUCAGAUGGGAGGCAACAUCACCGAAGAGCUCAAGAAGCAGACUGAGCAGAUUGAAAACAUUGAUGCUGACGUGGAUCAAGUCGAGAACAAUCUCAAGAGGGCUGACAAGCAAUUACGUGUUCUGAUUCGACGGAUGGCUACCGACAAGAUCUUCCUACUAAUGAUCUUGCUGGUCGUAGUUGGAAUCCUACUGGCUAUUGCAUCGGUCGUGCUGAAAAAGUAUACUGGUAUUGGUUCGGGUGCCUCAGCAGCAGCAUCUCCAACGGCAUAA